GCUUUUUUUUUUAAGAAACAAAAGUCUGAAAGAAUAAUUGUUCUUCAAAAAUAAAUGAAUUUAUUAUAAUUAUUUGUUUGGCCGCAAAAAACUUCGAUGUUUGCCAUAUAAAAUCGAUGCUUUAAGAAAUUGUACAAAAAAACAUCGAUGCAUCGAUUUUGCCAUCGAUGUUUCUCCACCUCGUCGACAGUGUUUUGUUUUUUAAUGCUCAAUGAAAAAACUAAUUUGGCAUCAUCCAAUGCAAAUGGAACGGUGACAUAAAUACGAAAUAAUAAAAACGUGGCCAAGUGACGAACGCAUAGAGUAGAAUAGUGGCAGGCGAUUGCAACAAUAAUCAAGUACAAAGAAGAAGGUGCAACACAAAGAAGGAGCAAGAAGCAUGAGCUGAAACUGGUCAAACAGAAACGUACAAAUAAGAAAAAGAUAAUUUCAAGGCGAACGCAGCGCAGCGCAAGGGAAGGAAAGGGAAAGCAAGUUGAAGUAAGGUGACAAAUAAGGCAACGCGACGCGACGCGACGAAUCGAAUUGUAAUUGUAUUGCUGCUCUCCUCUGGCUCUAGCUGGUCCGCGUGCUGAUUGCUGCCAGCCAAAGAACACAAGAACACACAUACACCUGACCACGUGUGUGUGUGUGAGUGUGUGUGUGUAAGUUUGCAUGUUGGUGCGUUUGCGUAUGCGUGUGUGUGUGCGUUGUAUGCUAACUGGAACUUGCAGGCGGCCAUCAAUGCAACAACAAUAACAGCAGCUGAAGAAGAAGAAGAAGAAGCAGCAGCAGCGCAGCAGUAGCAGCAGAAGUAAAAACAGAAGCAAAAGUGGAAGUGGAAGAAGAAGAGACGCGCGCACCACACGAAUGCGAAUGCGAAUGUGAAUGUGAAUGCAAUAGAGGAGCAUUGAAAUCAACAUAACAGGAAUAACAACGGCAAACAGCAGCAGAAGCAGAAGCAGCAGCAGAGCAUUGUCAUCUCCUUAUCCAUAAUCUCUGCAUCGACGCCAACAACAACAACAAUCCCAAUAUGAGCACAGUGUUUAUCAAUUCGAGGAAAAGCCCGAAUGUGCUGAAGAAACAAGGCACAGACCAAUGGGUCAAGCUCAAUGUGGGUGGCACCUACUUUCUAACCACGAAAACAACGCUUUCCCGUGACCCCAAUUCGUUUCUCUCGCGUCUCAUACAAGAAGACUGUGAUUUGAUAUCAGAUCGGGAUGAGACUGGCGCAUAUCUAAUUGACAGAGAUCCCAAGUACUUUGCGCCCGUACUCAACUAUUUGCGGCAUGGCAAACUCGUCUUGGACGGCGUCUCCGAAGAAGGCGUUCUCGAGGAGGCUGAAUUCUAUAAUGUGACACAGUUGAUAGCGCUGCUCAAGGAGUGCAUCAGUCACAGAGAUCAAAGACCGUAUGCGGACAAGAAGCGCGUCUAUCGUGUGCUGCAAUGCCGCGAACAAGAGCUGACACAGAUGAUCUCAACUCUGUCGGAUGGCUGGCGCUUCGAGCAGUUGAUUACUGUGGGCAUGCAAUACUCCAACUACGGCCCCUUUGAGAACAAUGAGUUCCUUUGUGUUGUGUCCAAAGAGUGCGGCUCGACAGCCGGACGUGAGCUGGAGCUUAAUGAUCGCGCCAAGGUUUUGCAGCAAAAGGGAUCGCGCAUUCUUGGAAUUUAAAAAGCUGUAUUCUCCCCAUCCAAGAAAGAAAGAAAAGUAAAUCCCAAGUUGUAAAACGAAUAACAACACUCCACAACCACAGCAACAACAACAGCCAAGCACCACAACAACAGCAACAACAACAUUAAGAACUAAUUGAAAAUUAACAACAACAACAACAUCAACAACAACCAGAAAGAACAACAACAAUAAUUAAUACAAGCCUAACGUGAUCUGAGCCUUAUUUUAUGACUAUGCAGUUUUCAACGUAAAGUGGAAAUUGUGCAAGCAUUAAAUUAAAUACAUUGUCAAUCGGUCAGUCUGCCAUCAAUCAUCAAUCAAUCAAUCACAAACAAUUAUCAAUUAAACAUCAAUAAGUCAUCAAAAUAAUCAACAAUGAUUCAUCAAUCAAACAUCAGUCAAUCAUCAGUCAACACUCAAUCAUCCAUCAAUCAAACACCACUCACCAACACAAUCACACACGCAUCAUCCUUUAUCUUAGGUAUGUUUGCCUUUGAUUUUUGAUCAUUUCGACAACAAUUAUUGCAAUCAUUCAAUUCACAAUGUCCGAUUGUCUUUUUUUUAUGUGUUAGCUUACAUUUGCGAAUGAGUGAUAGAAUGUUUUUUGUUGCUCUGUCUGUCUGCAUCACACUUUCAUAAACGCACAAGUAGAACGCACUGCGCUCUUCAAACGAUCCACAAUCAAUCAAUCAAUAUAUUAUAUAUGAGAAUAGUUAUAUAUAUUAUAUAUAUAGUUGCUUAGUUAUGCGGUAGAGGUUUUUCUUUUGUUUGGUUUUCUGACCGUGGAGAGAGAGAGCAUAUAAAUAUAUUUUUGGCUUCCCUUUUGCCUUCCGCAUUUGAAGAGUGCGUUAUUACGCUUAAUAUGAACGAUAAACGAUGAACGAUUAACGAUUAACGAGUUGUUGAUGACAAACAAAAAUUGAGAAGAUGUUUUCAAGAGUUUUAAGAAGGAGCACAUGCAAAUAGAAUGCAUUCAAUGUGGGUCAAGCACAAACAAAAACACCGCCAACAACUUUGCUUAGGCUUAGGCUAAACAAAAAUAGAAAAACAAAUAGAGAAAGCAAAAGCAAAAUACAAACAACAAACAAAAAACAACAAUUAACUUUAAUAACGUAAUAUUUAUGUAUAUUGUACGUGUAACCGACAUUAUGCUAAGAAGACAGUUGUAGAAAGCACCUAGAGAAGAUGCCUAGAUGCUUAGACAAAUACACAGACACAGAAACGUGAAUUCUAUACAAAUACAAAUACACAUACACAUACACAUUCAAAUGCAACUAAAGAACUAAGAAGCGAAGACAGUUGAUGACUUUCUUGACUCGUCGUUUCGUGUGUUCUGCAAUCGUCUGAAGAAUGCUGAAUAUAUCCAGAUAUAUCUCUCUCGUCUAGCUGUUGUGUCAUCUGGAUCUUAAACGUUUGCAUAGCCUACGAAUCGAGUUGGAAUCGGAGUUAUCAACUGUCGAAGGAUCAAACGUGAAACGUGAUGCGAUACGUUUAUAAUUGUACUUUUAGCUGUUUAGCUGUUUUUAUUGUGCUUACAAUAACAAUAACAAUAAGCAGGCGACGAUGACGAUGACGAUAACGAUAACGAUGAGAAAAACGCUGAUAUUCAAACUCAAACAAACUCUCGACUCAGCAAAGCAAAUAAUAAUAACAAUAAGUAAACCUUGCAUAUAAAUUCAUCGCAUAGAGAUAGAUACUUCUUUGAAAUGCUUUUGUUUUUGUGCGAAAAUCACUCAUUAAUAGGCUCAAUAUCAGGCAUCAUCGAUACCGAUUACCUUAGCAACAAAAGUAAUGAGUUGGUGAAGCAAUUCGGAUUUGAUCAAAGGAUCAAAUGAUCCUCAAUGGAACUAACUUUAAUGAUCUUAUUAUGAGAAAAGAGAAAUUAUGAGGGCAAAUCAGUAUCUCAUCGUCCGUUGUCCGCUGUUGAAUUACGAAUUAUGAACGUAGAUUUAUUACUGUUUUUUUUUUUCUUAUGUUAGACACUUGAAUUUCCGGAAUAUGUUGCUGACUUUCUAUUGGUAUUAUGGUUUAGUGAUUUUAGGGAAUUCACCUGGUAAAAGCGUCAUCCGAUUACACACAUUCACACACACACACACACACACAUACAUAAUAUAUUUAGAUCGAAAAGGUUAACACUCGAAAUUCGAUUCGAUUCGAUUCAAAGAUUUGUCAAGCGCAAUUCGGCAAUUGGUGUUCAACUGUUUUGAUUCUUAAAAAGCAACUUAAUUUCACGGCAUUAAGUUUCAGUUGCAUUUAUGUCUGAUUAUCAAUAAUAAUAAUAAUUAAAAUAAUACUAUAACACUUAACUAAUAAUUGUAAUAAUAAUAAACCUAACUGUAAUCGUAAUAAGAGAAAAUGCAAGAGAAAAUUAAAAUUAAAUUAAUAUUUAUGGCAAAAUGCUGCCGCCUCGUUCUAUUGCAUUGUGCAUUGUGUGUAUUUAGCGCCCGGUUUGCAUUACUACCUUGAGCUUUAUUUAAAUGAAAACUGAAAAUGAAAACUGAAAAUGAAAAACGAAAACGAAAAACUGAUAAACUGAAUGAUGCGAAAUUCAAAAUGAAAAACAAGCAAAAUGCAAAUCAAAGAAAACCAAAACUGAUAACGAAAAUGAAGAAAUAUUUUAAAUCACGACUGAAUUUAUGUGAAAAAUUGCACUAGAAAACAAAGAAAACAAAAACAAGGCGAAGAGAAGGAAAGAAGAUGACGAUGAGGAUGGAAAUUAAUAUGGGAACGAUCUGAAGAUGGAGAUUGAGAUUGAAAAUUGAAAAGCAAAUAAAAAUAAACUAAAUGAAAGUGUUGAAAAUAACAAAUGCGUUGCAGUUUAAGCUAGAGUUACGCAUUAUUAAUUAUAUAUUUAUGUAUGUACAUAUAUAAUUUUAAAAGUAAACUAAUUUAUACACCAACCAAAAACAAAGUAAGAAAAACAAAAAGCGAAAAAAAGAAAAAAAAAAAAACAACAAAACAAAAGCAAAUUGAAUAACGAAUCAAAAUGU
This is a messenger RNA of Drosophila albomicans, 4644 nucleotides long. It is a transcript of the gene inc, whose product is annotated as BTB/POZ domain-containing protein KCTD5. Gene Ontology annotation, biological process: protein homooligomerization; proteasome-mediated ubiquitin-dependent protein catabolic process. The transcript has 5 exons. Gene Ontology annotation, cellular component: Cul3-RING ubiquitin ligase complex; cytoplasm. NCBI's taxonomy places the organism in Eukaryota, Metazoa, Arthropoda, Insecta, Diptera, Drosophilidae. Bases 1013 to 1654 code for a protein of 213 amino acids. The record is from RefSeq and is a predicted model, not a curated record. Gene Ontology annotation, molecular function: cullin family protein binding.